Messenger RNA from Ceratotherium simum simum (southern white rhinoceros), 2183 nucleotides. The record is from RefSeq and is a predicted model, not a curated record. Lineage: Eukaryota; Metazoa; Chordata; Mammalia; Perissodactyla; Rhinocerotidae.
GCCUGAGGGAGCAGGCUUGAUUUUUGUGAAUGAAAUGCUCUCUGGAUGUGUCUGGGUCUCCCGUUUCUGGCUUCUUCUGCCUCCAUCUCCCUUUCGGCCUCUCUCUGCCAUUUCUGGUUCUCUCCCUGCUCCUUGCCCAUCUCCCGUUGCUCGGUGACUCAGUGAGCUUUGCAUCCGGUCUCAUUCAUAAAUCCGGGAAGGGGUGGGGGGAAGAGAGCCUGGGUUUCUCACCCAGCCAGUGGCCUGGGCAGCCAGGUGCGGAGGCAGUGUAGGGAGGACUGGAGCUGAGCUGAUGGGCUCUAAGAAAAUACAUAUGCGCAGGCACCCAGCUGUGAGGGGGAACCAUGGGUGGGGCUGUGGGUAUGUGCUGAGGGAGAAGAAGGCGACAGGGUUGAUAGGGGAUGAACAGGAGGGGGAAGGGAAGUGGAAAACCGAGGCUAUGGGAGCGGGGACGGGAAGGAUGGGGAAAGGAAGGAAAGGUGGGUAUGAAGAGAAAAGGUAGAUAUGGAGAAGAAGGUAGGCAUGGGAGAAAAGAGAUGGCGUAAGGAAGAAAGAAGCCAUGCUAGAAGAAUGUACAUGGUUCGGGUCCGAGCCGUGGUGAUGGCCCGAGAUGACUCCAGUGGGGGCUGGCUGCCUGUGGGGGGCGGGGGCCUCAGCCAGGUGAGCGUAUGUCGGGUCCGAGGGGCCAGGCCCGAGGGGGGGACCUGCCAGGGGCACUACGUCAUCCACGGGGAGCGCCUCCGGGACCAGAAAACCACCUUGGAGUGUACCCUGAGGCCAGGCUUGGUUUACAACAAGGUGAACCCCAUCUUCCAUCACUGGAGCCUUGGCGACUGCAAGUUCGGGCUGACGUUCCAGAGUCCCGCAGAGGCUGAUGAGUUCCAGAAGAGUCUGCUGGCCGCGCUGGCCGCGCUGGGUCGAGGCUCGCUCACCCCCUCCUCUUCCUCCUCCUCCUCCUCGCCUUCCCAGGACACCGCAGAGACUCCCUGCCCUCUGACGUCCCACGUGGACAGCGACUCCUCCUCCAGCCACAGCCGCCAGGAGACGCCUCCCACCACCGCGGCGGCCUCCAUCGCCACCGUGGAGUCAGCUUCUGGCUUUGGGCCGGCCACGCCCCCCCAGCGCCGCCGCUCCUCCGCUCAGAGCUACCCACCGCUCCUACCGUUCACGGGGAUUCCGGAGCCCUCAGAGCCCCUGGGCGGAGCAGGGGGCCCGGGCUGGGGCGGCCGCGGCUAUGAGGAUUACCGGAGCGCCGGGCCGCCCGCGCCCCUCGCCCUGUCCACCUGCGUCGUGCGCUUCGCCAAGACCGGCGCUUUGCGGGGCGCAGCCCUGGGGCCCCCCGCGGCACUACCCGCCCCUCUCACCGAGGCUGCGCCCCCAGCGCCCCCGGCUCGCCCACCCCCGGGCCCCGGCCUGGCCCCUGCGCCGGCCAAGGCCUCCCCGGAGGCGGAGGAGGCGGCGCGCUGCGUGCACUGCCGUGCGCUCUUCCGCCGCCGCGCUGAUGGGCGAGGCGGCCGCUGCGCGGAGGCCCCGGACCCGGGUCGCGUGCUGGUGCGCCGGCUCAGCUGCCUGUGGUGCGCCGAGAGCUUGCUCUACCACUGCCUGUCGGACGCCGAGGGCGACUUCUCGGACCCGUGCGCCUGCGAGCCAGGCCACCCGCGCCCCGCCGCGCGCUGGGCCGCGCUGGCCGCGCUCUCCCUCGCCGUGCCCUGCCUCUGCUGCUACGCGCCCCUGCGCGCAUGCCACUGGGUCGCGGCGCGAUGCGGCUGCGCAGGCUGCGGGGGUCGCCACGAGGAGGCGGCGCGGUGAGGACGGCCUGGUGGGUCCCAUAGCCGGAUCGAGGACCCAAAAUAGAGGGUCCAGGACCCCGGACUCCAUUUGGACCCAAAACCCAAACCUAGGCACACUCGGAACUUGGAGCUUGAGUUUGGAUUGAGAGACCCCAGACCUGGAACCUGGACGCCAAAUCUAGGACUGAGAUACCGGAGACCCAGCUUCAUUGGGAUGUCUGUGCAAGAGGUUCCAGGCAUCCUGAGUUCUGGCGUCCCCAUACCCCCCUUGCCCCGCCUCGACACCGCCCCGACCGAGACUGAGGAGACUCCAGGCAACCUCAGACUCUACACCUCAGGCAGGCCGGGAAGCACACGGGUCCCUGAGAGAGAGAGGGCCCUGAACCCAGUCAU